UUGUCUUAACACGUAUUUCCUGGAGGUAUGAAGUCUGAAACUCAAAUAUAUGUCAUUUGCCAGAAAACCACAAAUUAUAUAAGGAACCAACUGUCCAAAAAUAUGACGGAAUAUCUGGACAUUCUGCAAAAAAUGUAGACACUCAGUGAAAGGUUCCACGAUCCGUUUGUAGUGAAACAUGUCAGCCUGGAUUCAGGAAAUCACUUCAGAAGGGACAACCAAUCUGUUGCUUUGAAUGUAUUUUGUGCUCUUUUGGAGAAAUUUCUAAUAGAAGUGAUUCUUCUGAUUGCAUGAAGUGUCCUGAUGAGAAAUGGCCAAAUGGAAAGCAAGACAGAUGCUUUCCAAAAUCUCUUGAAUUUCUCUCCUAUGAUGAUACCCUUGGUUCUGUUUUGGCUGUAACAUGUAUUUUGUGUGCAUUUUUCCCUUUUGUGACCUUCAUUAUUUUUGUUAAGUUUCGUAGAACUCCUCUGGUUAAAGCCAACAACCGUGAGAUUAGUUAUUUAUUUUUGGUUGCUCUCAUACUGUGUUUUCUUUGUUCAUUAAUGUUCAUUGGUCAUCCUGAAACAAGCACCUGUUUACUCCGUCAAGCUUUAUUUGGCAUAAUUUUUACAUUUUGUGUUUCAUGCGUGUUGGCUAAAACCAUCAUGGUAGUUCUAGCUUUUAAUGCCACUAAACCCAAUAACCACCUAAAGAAGUGGUUCAGCCCAAAAGUCUCUUAUGCCAUUAUAAUCAUGACUACUGCUGUUCAGUUCAUCAUAUGUUUGUGUUGGUUAACAGCAUCCCCCCCAUUUCCUGAAAACACUGUUAUACCACGGCUAGAAAAAAUAAUAGUUCACUGUAAUGAGGGCACCAGCAUUGCCUUCUGGUGCAUGUUGGCAUACUUGUCACUGUUGGCUGGCAUCAGUUUUCUGGUUGCUUUUCAUUCUAGAAAACUACCAGAUAGCUUUAAUGAGGCAAAGUUCAUCUCUUUCAGCAUGAUUGUGUUCCUUAGUGUAUGGCUUUCAUUUGUCCCGGCAUAUCUUAGCACGGUGGGAAAGUAUACAGUUGCUGUUGAGAUAUUCGCUAUCCUUUCAUCAAGUGUAGGCCUGUUUGGCUCUAUAUUCGCACCUAAACUUUAUAUUAUUGUUUUAAAGCCAGAGUGGAAUACUAAAAAACAUCUUAUGGGCAAAGAAAGUAAUGACAACAGAGACAAAUAAAUGCUUGUACUUUCAUUCAUUUCAUCAGUAUGUUGGCAAGAAAAAACGGACGUUUUUUUCCUUCAUACCUUGUAAUUAUUUAUGAUAUCUACUGUGUUUCUACAACAAUGUUUAAUGCUUGUAAACCAUUCUUUAAAUAAGUAAAACACACUUUCUGAAUACUGUUUUCGAAAUAAAUGUACUGAAAAUGG
This is a messenger RNA of Protopterus annectens (West African lungfish), 1387 nucleotides long. RefSeq names its product vomeronasal type-2 receptor 26-like. NCBI's taxonomy places the organism in Eukaryota, Metazoa, Chordata, Ceratodontiformes, Protopteridae. Gene Ontology annotation, molecular function: G protein-coupled receptor activity. The record is from RefSeq and is a predicted model, not a curated record. The coding region runs from base 291 to 1196 and encodes 301 amino acids. Gene Ontology annotation, biological process: G protein-coupled receptor signaling pathway. The transcript is spliced from 3 exons. Gene Ontology annotation, cellular component: membrane.